CGCAAGGAAUUGUGGGAAGGGGGAGACAAGCGGCGCGAAGAGCCAUGAAACUUACAAAACACCUUCGUGUUUUAUGUUGUUUUGGUUUUUAAAUGUCUGAGCCUCUCCAUCAUUCUGUGUGGCGGUUUAAACGAAACAAUCGACACUAUUGUUGCGAGGAAAAAGUCGUUUUGACGACUGCAUUUUCGAUUCCCCUGCCUCUGUCGCCGACGCUGCAACUCUGUUGAACCAUCUCCCUCGUGUGGAGGCUCUGGAGACUCACAGGCGUAUCGAGCCCACCAGCACUUGGCGCGGGGCGACAUCGACGAUGAGCAGCCUGGUGAGUUUCGGAAAGUGCUGCUCGGUGCUGGUGACGGGAGCCAGCCGGGGGAUCGGGCUGCAGAUGGUCGACAGUCUGGCAGCAGGUGGCGGCUUCUCACCGGGCAAGAUCAUAGCCACGACCAGGAACCCCGCGACCGCGCAGAAACUUCAGGAACUGGCAAACAAACAUCCCAACAUCCACAUCAUCACUCUGGAUGUAGUGAGUCAGGAGAGCAUAGAGAGGUGUGCGGAGGAGGUGGGCCAGCUGCUGCAAGACGAGGGUCUGAACUGUCUGAUCAACAACGCCGGGAUCAACGUGGUGGCCGACCUUCACUCUGUCACCGCGGACAAGAUGAUGGAGAACUUCCACACCAAUGCCGUGGCUCCUCUCAUGAUCACCAAGGCCUUCCUGCCUUUAUUGAAGCGAGCUGCGUCCAGAGGAGAAGCGGGCGACUCAGGGAGCAUGAGCAUCCAGAGGGCAGCAGUUAUCAACGUGUCCUCUCUGCUGGGCUCCGUGGAGCUCAACUGGGGCGAGGGGGCGAACAACAUCAAGUGGUACCCCUACAGGACGUCCAAGAGUGCCCUGAACAUGGUGAGUCGCUGUAUGGCCAAAGACCUGGAGCCUGAUGGGAUUCUCUGUAUGGCCAUACACCCGGGCUGGGUCCGCACCGACAUGGGGGGGUCUGAGGGUCUACUGAGUCCGGAGGAAAGCGUUUCCUCCAUCUUGUCCGUGAUCGGUGGCCUGUCUGAAAAGGAUCACGGGUCAUUUUUGAACUUCACCGGAGAGGCGUUGCCCUGGUGAUCACCAAACAUCGCCAGUAAUAAGUAGGAUGAUUAUGAAUGCUAUUAACUUAUGUCUACUGUUUAGUCAGUCAUGAUCUUCUCCAACUAUAUGCAAAGAUGAACGGCUCAGAGUUCAGUAUUGUUCUUUAAUCUUGCUCUGCCUGUCAGAAGAAGUCUUGUAAAGUUUAUUUAUAGGAGAUCAGCAGUGUUCGGUUAGUUUUAAAGACUUUACUGUACUGUGUUCAUGAGUCGAUCAGUGGGGUUAAUGCUCUGCAGCUUGUCUUUUAGACAACAUAGUUUACAGUUCAUUCAGUAUUCUGCAGCCAGACUGUGUUCAAAUGUGAAAAUAAAAUGCUACAGUAUGCAAUAACAAAAUUGUAGCUUGAAAACAAA
Molecule: messenger RNA, 1476 nt
Organism: Scophthalmus maximus (turbot)
Lineage: Eukaryota; Metazoa; Chordata; Actinopteri; Pleuronectiformes; Scophthalmidae
Exons: 6
Coding region: 308-1102 (264 amino acids)
Source: RefSeq, a predicted model, not a curated record